AGCGGAGCGGUGGCGGGUCUGCGCCCUCGGCCUUCCCCCUCCCACCCUUCUUCCUCAGCUUCCCGCUCCCUCCCCCGCCCGUCCUGCGCUGCCAGCAGGGACUGCUGCCCGGAGCUCUUCGGAGACCUCAGGUGGUGAAUACUUACUCUGUUGGGAAAUACAAGAGUACUUGUGAGCAGAAAGUAUGCCUCCCAAGUUCAAGCGCCACCUAAAUGACGAUGACGUCACUGGGUCUGUGAAAAGUGAGAGGAGAAAUCUUUUGGAAGAUGAUUCAGAUGAAGAAGAAGACUUUUUUCUACGGGGACCAUCUGGACCAAGAUUUGGACCUAGAAAUGAUAAAAUUAAGCAUGUUCAGAAUCAGGUGGAUGAAGUUAUUGAUGUAAUGCAAGAGAAUAUUACAAAGGUAAUUGAAAGAGGAGAGAGGCUAGAUGAACUACAGGACAAAUCAGAAAGCUUAUCGGAUAAUGCAACUGCUUUCAGCAACAGAUCCAAACAGCUUCGAAGGCAAAUGUGGUGGCGUGGAUGCAAAAUAAAAGCCAUCAUGGCUUUGGCUGCAGCUAUCCUUUUGCUAAUGAUUAUCACUCAGAUCAUCCUGCACUUGAAAAAAUGAAGUUUUACCACCAUCAAAACUAUCAUUAUUUAACAACAGUGAAGAUCAACAGAAAAUUUCAAGUAGCUUUGCUAAUGUUAGUUGAUGCCCAGUGAAAUCAGGUCACCACUGCCGUGCCUGAUGUGUGCCCUUGUGGUUUGUCUGUAACAGAAACCUCUUCCCUUGCAGCAGUUUGUGAUGAAUGGGUUCCUCCUCCAUCAUAACCCAGUGUUACUUGUGGUCUUUUGAUUCCUAACAAAAUUCACUGGGAAUUGUCCCAAAAUUUUAUAAACUGGGAAAUUUAUUGAUUAAGAGAAAGUCCAGUAUUGAUGAUGGAACAUUGUUUAAAAUGGAGAAAGGUAAUACGCAUGAGGUACAGAGGUACCUGCGAUGGUGUUCCUGUAGACUGUCAUUACAGUUUACUCCUGGGUUCUGUCUUAGAAAGUAAUGCUGGCAUUUUGAGAGCAGAAACCAGCACCUUUCUAUUCUGUAUAGCAUGUGAGUGCCCUGUAAAUGCGGACGCACACACAGGGUGAGACUCAGAUGUGACAAGAGCCUGACCUCUGUCCUUGUCACUUAACACCUGUUUUGUGUCAUGUCAGCACUGUAGCCCAAACAGACUUGUAUUUAUAUCUCAGAUAUGUUUUAUGGCUAGAAAAUAUGCAAGAAGUUUUUUUAGUGUUGAAAACAACUGUCAUGAGAUGUUCUUAGUUGUAUUGAGUGUUACUAAAUUAAGGACUGGACUACUAAUCAGAUUUUGUGUUCUUACAUAGAAAUGUUAUCAGUCAGUUUUACUUUUCUGUGAGUGAUAGUAAGAACAUGAGUCAGUCUAAACACUUGGGGGCGGGGGUUGUUUGCCAAAUAACAGCAUAAAGAUAAUGGCUCAGAAGAAGCAGGAAGGGGCCAUCUUAGUACAUGCAAAUGCACCCUCCCUUAGACUGACAGAGUCUCAGUCUGUCUUUUGUUUCUUGGUUUUUUUGGUUGGUUGGUUGGUUGGUUGGUUGGUUGGUUGGUUUUGAUUUUGAUUUUGAUUUUGAUUUUGGUUUUUUUGAGACAUGAUCUCACUGUGUGACCCAGACUGGCCUCAGAUGCACAGAGAGCCAUCAGCCUCCUAAGUGCUGGGAUUAGAGGUAUGUGCCACCACACCCUGCAGACUUUUUCUUUUUGAUCAAAGAAUUCCUGGGAUCAAGUGAUCUUUCCAACUUAGCCUCAGAAGUAGCUAAGACUACAUGUGAGUACCAGCAUGUGCAGAUGGGCCUUCUCUUUAAGCCUGCUGUUAGUCUCACUUGGAUAUUUAUUUUCAUAUGUCAAGCAGAAUAAGGGUGGAACACACUUUUAUUCUGUCUUGUUUUAUUUUACAAGGCUACUUAGAACAAGUGCAGGGAUGAGAAGAAAAGCAUUGCUAAUCCAGUUGGGAUAAGCUUAUAAAGCAAGGACCACACCAUGUUGUGUCUCUCAGCUCUCACAAGUCCCAGUGUGUGUGGCUGUGCUCCAGAAGUCACACUGUGCUGGUGGUGUCUAAGUGAGGGCUAAUUUCCAGUGUGUGCUGAGAGGAAACUUGAUUGAAGUAGGCAAACCUAUAGAUAAAGGGUUCUUAGGAUUUAGUAUAGAAAAAUUCUGGUUUUACAGUGUUGCAUUAGGUUCUUUUCACUUGAAAAGAUUAUAAAAUAAAAUCACAUAUUUUAAAGCUGUAAAUUGCAUAUGUCUGAGGAUUUAGUAAACUGUCAGAGAUCAAUCUAUAAGAAAAUUUAAACAUUGAUUUUAUAUCUUAGUUGUAUGUCAUUAUUUGAGAUCCUAUAAUCCCUAAUUUAACCAUUUCGGCAAGUGCCUUUGACAUUUAAGGAGUAUUAUGGGAGACGAGCAAAUGCAGGUGCCACACCCCAUUUCCUGGCUUCUCAAUUCCUCAUGACAGUAUAUGUUUUACAGUGCUACAAAGUUCAGUCCUUUGUGUUCAUAUGAUAUUGUAUUGUAGCCUUUCCAUAGUAAACAGCAAAAUAAACUUUUUUGCAGAAAAUGAAAAGUAA
Messenger RNA from Grammomys surdaster, 2613 nucleotides. RefSeq names its product vesicle associated membrane protein 4 (gene Vamp4). The transcript is spliced from 8 exons. Gene Ontology annotation, cellular component: membrane. Gene Ontology annotation, biological process: Golgi ribbon formation; vesicle-mediated transport. The record is from RefSeq and is a predicted model, not a curated record. Lineage: Eukaryota; Metazoa; Chordata; Mammalia; Rodentia; Muridae. The coding region runs from base 185 to 610 and encodes 141 amino acids.